UUGUGACUGUACUAAACCCUUUAACUCAACGGUUGUGUUAGCUGGUGUGAUAUCAUGUCGAAGGUCUCUAUGGGUAAAGUGCUGCUUCGAAAUGUCAUCAGACACACAGAUGCCCAUAACAAGAUUCAAGAGGAGUCUGAGAUGUGGAAAUUGAGGGAUCUUGAACGACAAACCACUUCCACUCAUUUCCCAAAGAACAGGGGCCGCAUGCAUUGUGACCGCUAUUUGGACGACUCUGAGGGGUCAAUGCGAGACCGCCUUGGAGACAGGAGAGAUGUGAUGUCCGAGAGAGAUGAGAGGGAGGCACGAUACUGGACGAGAAAACUAUAUGAGUUUGAAGCCAAUGAUCCUGACAGGUGGGGCCACAGUGGCUUUAAGGAGCUUUAUCCAGAGGAAUUUCAUUCUGAUGGAGAAAAAGACUGCAGUGAUAGUAAACAAAGAAGGAAAAAACACAAAAACAAACUAGACGCUGACAUAGAGAAAUCUUCUAAGAAGUCGUCUAAGAAGAAGAAAAAGAAAAAGAAGAGGAGGAGGACUGUGGCUUCGGGCUCAGAGACCUGCAGCGAUGCGGAGGACACCGUGAGGAGGAAACAGAGGAGGAAGGGAGGUAAAAGCAAGCGUAGGAAAAAGGAACACAAAAACAAAGACAGAACAGAGGACAGCAGCACAGAGGACAGCCGAUCAGACACAAGGACAAGAACGAAGAGGAAGAGAAACUGCCCUGAAACAGACAAGCUGAACGAGCCUCAGCGGAAAAAACGGAAAAACUGGAAAGUGGCGAAUGAGGAGAGAUCAGAGGAGAGCUCUGAUGCUUGACUUUUCAAUCUACCUGGCUGCACAACUAGGCGGACUGUAGACACAUAUUUGUAAUUGUGCAUCUCAUUCAUAUUUAGAAGACUCUGAUAAUGGGUCUGGAGUCAAUAACUUGAUCUUUAUACCUCUCCAAACAGACACUUGAUGCUUUUUCAUCAUGUUUGCAUCCAAGAGAAUUUCUCUAAUUUUAUGAGGUUAUAUUUUCUAAACAUUUUAAAUAUCUUUGAAUGUUUUUUUUUAUUCCUUGUGUGACUGAACAUUUUUUUAUUGCCAUUGUCAGAAAAAACUCAGGUAUCUUUCUGUCAUGUGUGAAACUUUUUUUUUUUUUUUUUAUAAAUAUACUUGUAUUGUACUUGAACCUGCCAGUUACAACAAUCCAAUUGUUGUUGUUUUUGCCAAACAGCAUUUGUGUAGACUGAAUAGUUAUGUCAUAUGGCAGUGGCCCAGAAGGUGGCACUGUUGUACUAUCAGACGACAAUCCCAAAUCUAGCCUGCCUGAUUGUCUUUUAACGACUUGUUUUGUACGUUCGCUUGUAAACACCUACAGUAAAUGGUGUUUCGCUACUGUUUACUUCCGACAUUUACGGAUAAUGGCUACUUCCCCUUGCUAAUGUGUGUGCUUUCACUGAUUCAUUUGCACUAAACUACCAAAGGUCAAGCAUUAAUAUCAUAUAAAUGUAAUUAUAUCAUUAAAGUUGCCUUUGGAAGGAACGGUUA
Ctenopharyngodon idella (grass carp) is the source of this 1530-nucleotide messenger RNA. It is a transcript of the gene nkapd1, whose product is annotated as NKAP domain containing 1. NCBI's taxonomy places the organism in Eukaryota, Metazoa, Chordata, Actinopteri, Cypriniformes, Xenocyprididae. The record is from RefSeq and is a predicted model, not a curated record.